AUGAAAACUAGGUUGUCGGACUUGAACAAAGUGUUUAUUGCGUUCUAUCGGGAAGAAGAGGAUGUUGACCCCGGUUAUAUUAUCAUAAACUAUAUCCCUACCACUGUAUCUGGGGUAAAAAGAGCACGGGCCUUGGUGCAUUCGCGACGUAUUGGGGGAAUAUUUAAGCGUCACCAGAGUAUCUUCACUGUGGAUAGCCUUUCUCUUAUAACAGCCGACAAUGUACGAGAGGCGAUCAUAAAUCCCGAUACUGCCUUUGCAUCUCCCACCAGCCAAACUACUCCAACUACUCUCGUUCACGCUACCAACAAACUAUCUCUAGAGCAACGCGAACCUGCACCUGUGACCCCUCUUGAACCCCUUCGCCCCCUUCGCCCCAAACAUCUUGCUGAUUCAACCAACAGACCGCCGCCAGAGCAACGUGAUCGUCACGAAAUCGCACCACCUCUCCGUCCUUUACAGCCCCUACGUGCACCCAGCCAACCUGAACUAAAACCCCUCCGAGCACCCAGUCAGCCAGAUUUGACUCAAGACAUGGGCCGGAGAUCCUUCGGAGCAACCUACGCGCCUCAUAUCGAGCCACCACAUGUGCCGCCCGUCCCGCCUUUACCGAAAGGCGUUGGGGGGAACAUCUUCAGCAACUUCCUCAGGAAGAAGAAGGACUCUUCGGAUAGCGCCGACAUGCCGCCGCCUACCCCGCCGAAAGACAAUGCUGUAUAUUAUGCCCCGCCGGUCGGGGAGUCACGUUCUUCGCCCCCACCUGCAUCGCCGUUUGCUUCGAAUAGGGCCGCGGCAACGUAUCAUAGACCCAGGAGCCUUUCGGAGCAUGCGACCGUCUCGCAUUCGAAAGGUUCGACCAAUGUGGUCGUGGAGGUCGAGCCAUAUGCUGUUCCGUUGAAAGGAAAGUGGUCUCUCGACGGAGGAAGGCCAAAUGAUCCCAGCGAACGGGCCAGGAAACGGAGAGAACUUCAGCUGCAGCGAGAGAAAGAGGACAAGGAGGCACAGCAACAAGAGGAGAUGAGACUGGAGCGUAUAAGGCGAGAGAAAGAAGAGAUGGAAAGACAAGUGAUUGAAUAUGAGGCGCGCAGAAGGCUUGAGAUUGAGCGGGAGUUGCGGAGGGUCACUACUGAGCGCAAACGGAAGGAGCAGAUGGAGAAGGAAGAAGAGGAAAGACGCCGGCAGGAAUUGGAGGAACGCAGGAGGCAAGACCGAGAAAAGAGGAUGGAAGAGCACCGACGGCUGGAACGGUGGCGCAAAGAGCAGGCUCGACAGACCGAGUUCGCCGCUCGACGGGCGGAGGAGGCCAAACAACGAGAAGAGCUAGAGCGCAAGAAGCGAAUUCAGAAGGCCGAGGCGAAAUUCAAAAGCGUUUCGAUGGAGUCGGAACAGGCAGGCUGGGUUACCAUUCAAAGCAAAGAUGGACUCUCGUGGAAACGACGGUACUACAAGUUUGUGAAAGGGAGCAUCUUUUUGUACAGGAGUUCAAAGGACUUGGCAGACGCGCUGGAUGAAGUGUCUCUGCAGGGCCAAUUGAAAGCGUUGAAGGAGUGGCAUGAAGGCUAUGACGACCUCGAGGCUAUUUUAUUCUCGUUCGUUGUCGAGUUCAAGAACGGCGAACACUGGGCGCUGUACGCGGAUUCGGAGGAAGACAAGUACAAAAUUCUGGGACUAUUUAAGGGAGCAGCUGGUCUGUGA
This is a messenger RNA of Psilocybe cubensis, 1695 nucleotides long. RefSeq lists its product as uncharacterized. NCBI's taxonomy places the organism in Eukaryota, Fungi, Basidiomycota, Agaricomycetes, Agaricales, Agrocybaceae. Bases 1 to 1695 code for a protein of 564 amino acids. The record is from RefSeq and is a predicted model, not a curated record. The transcript has 5 exons.